AUGAAAUAGCGGUUCGUAAAGAUUUCAAUUUUAGAGCGCGCUGUCAGCGUGCUCUCAGCCAAGGCCGUAUAGAGAUAGAGCCGCUCUCAGCUAAAAAGUUUGCAAUUAGUUUGCAGCUAAAAUAGAAUAAACACUUCGGACUUCUUUUCCUUGACAGAGGAGACCAACCAGGAUGUCACAACCGGCUAAGCCUCGUUUCUGGAAACCAGGUACAGAGGCGCCCGGCUCAUCCGAGGACAGAUCCGACGCCGACCCACUACAGAGCACCACCUUCAUAUACAACCCACACGUAUCGCUCGGCCUGCAGCAGCAGCGUCAGCGGCUGCCCGUGUUCGGUCUGAGAAACCACCUGCUGUACGCCCUGGAGGAACACCAGACCCUGGUGCUCGUGGGGGAGACGGGCUCGGGGAAGAGCACACAGGUGCCGCAGUACCUGCACGAGGCCGGCUGGACGGACGGCGGCCGGCUGGUGGGUGUCACCGAGCCCCGUCGGGUGGCCGCCACCACACUGGCUCAGCGCGUGGCAGACGAGGUGGGCUGUCUGCUGGGCCAUACGGUCGGAUACUCCAUACGGUUCGACGAGAGAUUCGACCCUACCGCCACUCGUAUCAAGUACAUGACGGAGGGUAUCCUGAUCCGUGAGAUGAUGGCCGACCCGCUGCUGACCAACUACUCCGUCAUCAUGCUGGACGAGGUCCACGAGCGAACCAUCAACACAGACAUCGUCAUGGGACUCAUGAAGAAAAUACUCAAGAAGCGGCGCGACCUGCGUCUGAUCGUAUCAUCGGCCACAGUUGACGCCGAGGAACUGCGGCGGUUCUUCAGUCUGGACGGCGACCGACCGUCGGCCACCAUACUGUCGGUGGAUGGGCGGCAGCACCCGGUCGAGGUGUACUACAGUCUGGAGCCAGUGCCAAACUACAUCCAGGCGUGCGUGGACACCGUGUGUCGUCUGCACACUACUGAGCCGCCCGGAGACGUCCUGGUCUUCCUCACGGGCCAGGAUGAGGUGGAUGAGGUGGUUAGGAAGCUGAGAGAGGCGCCCGACACGCCCAGGAAAGACAAGCUACUGCCGCUGCCAAUGUACGGCGCGCUGCCGAACGCCGACCAGCUGAGGGCGUUCCAGAGGGCGCCGCAGGGCCACAGGAAGGUGGUGGUGGCCACCAACCUGGCCGAGGCGUCCGUCACAAUUCCGGGCAUCGUGUACGUGGUGGACAGCGGUUUCGUCAAGCUGCGCUGGUACAACUCGGACACCCACACCGACUCACUAGUGGUGUGUCCCACCUCGCGGGCCUCGGCCGAGCAGCGGGCGGGACGCGCUGGCCGCGUCAGGUCCGGCAAGGUCUACAGGCUGUACCCGGAGUCUGAAUUCACCUCCCUACCGGAGCACACUGUCCCGGAGGUGCGCCGGUCCGACCUGGCCGGCUGUCUGCUGCAGCUGCGCGCCCUGGGCGUCUCCAACCCGGCGCGGUUCGCGCUGCCCUCCCCGCCGCCGGCCCGUGCCGUGCUGGCCGCCUGUGAGCUGCUCCAUGCGCUAGGAGCGCUGGAUAUGAGCGGGGCGCUGACGGAGACAGGCGCCGCCAUGGCCGAGCUGCCGCUGCCGCCCACACACGCACGCAUGGUGCUGGCCGCAGACGAGUUUGGCUGCGGGGAGGAGAUAGCCACCCUGGUAGCCAUGCUGCAGGUGGACCAGGUGCUGCAGAGACCACGAGCCGGUCAGGCCCUCCUCAAGGCCAGGAUGGCUCAUCGCACCUUUGAGGUGGAGGAGGGUGACACCAUCACCUACCUCAACAUCUACCGCUCGUUCGUCAAGCGGAAACGCUCCAAACAGUGGUGUGACGAGCUGUUUGUCCGCUACAAGGCCAUGCUGCGGGUGGAGGAGAUUCGUUCACAGGUUCUGAAGAUGAUGAAACACUCCGGCUUUGAGCCCAAAUCAUGCGACGGCGACGUGGACGCGGUGAGCCGGUGUAUCACGGCCGGGUUCUUCCCCAACUGCGCCUACCUCCACCACAGCGGGACUUACCGCACCGUCAGGGGGGACCAGCCGCUGGCGGUACACCCAUCGUCGGUGUUAUACACCGUCAAACAGCCCCAGUGGGUGCUAUUCUCUGAGGUGGUCCACACCAGUCAACCGUUCAUGAAGGACCUGACCGUCAUCGACCCUGCCUGGCUGACGGAGCUAGCGCCGCACUUCUAUCAAGUCGGCACCGUGGGCGAUUCGUGACGGGAUGGGACAGAGAUGGGGUGUGAUGGGACAGAGAUGGGGUGUGAUGGGACAGCACAGGGACGGGACGGGACCAAACAGAAUAGGACGGGACGUAUCGAGACCGAUGCGACGGUAUGGAUUAGAAGGGCAUGUAAAUGUGAUAGUUUGAAUGUAGCAUCACAGUUUGCUCUAUAAGGUGUACACUGUACAGUGAAGACUAAAUGGUUAUCUUUUACUAUGUGCCCGCGAAUGUCAACAGUGACAAAUGACACUGCCUAAACUUCGACCAACUGGUUACGGAGCGAGCGAAGCGAGCGUAGUCUUUCCUUAGAUUAACGGAAAUUUCUGAGUAUGAGCGGCCGGCCGGCCGGCCGGCCGUGGUCACGCUUUUGCGAGGCUUAUAUCUCAGCAACCACUUGACCGAUUUACACGCGGUAAUUUUUGUAGGGUAGCUUCAUUCCUUCUACCAAGUAUUGGACUAUUCCCGAUGCAUGUGGGUGACCCCUUAUGCACGUGCCACGUGCAAAACGAAGAGGUGUCAGCUUUGUAAUUGUUGCAAUAUCUCGGUAACUACUUGGCCGAUUGCGCUGAAAGUUGGCAUGUAGGUAGGCACCCACUAGGCACUGCAUAUACAUGUGCCAGAGUUGGGGUGCUGCUGCACGUGCGCACGUGCAGGGGUCGUUUCCAGAUCUCGGGAACGGCUGGACCGAUUGCGCUCAAAUUUGGUACACGGUUAGGGACCGGUUAGUAGGGUGCCGUGCACAAGUCAGUUGGGACCCAUUUUGCACGUGCGCACGUGCAGGGUGCCGCUUCCAGAUCUCGAGAACGGCUGGGCCGAUUGUGCCCAAAUUUGGCACAUCGCUAGAGACCAGUUAGUAGGAUGCCGUGCACAAGUCAGUUGGAGGUACCCCCUCGCAAUUUCGCACGUGCAAGGCCCACCCUCUCGCUCGCUCCGUUAGUCGCCCCAAAAGGCGUUAUACUGGUAUGUUUAAUGGGAUCGUGGGGAAUUGAAGCUCAAAUGCUAGUUGAAUUGUGAGUGUCGACAGUGCAUGUGUAUAUUUAUGCAUCGUAAUGCAUUGUGUGCCUCAUCGCCAGUUUUCCCUCAUUUCAUCGAGCAUUGGUCAUUGCCUGCCAUCAGUGUCGCUUGUGAUAUAUUUGCUGUCUCCCAUCAUCUGAAAGAGGCUAUACAUUUUUCCACUCACUCUUAUGUUUGUGUACUGGAUACUGGUA
Amphibalanus amphitrite is the source of this 3436-nucleotide messenger RNA. Its product is annotated as probable ATP-dependent RNA helicase DHX35. Bases 173 to 2224 code for a protein of 683 amino acids. Gene Ontology annotation, cellular component: catalytic step 2 spliceosome; intracellular anatomical structure. Gene Ontology annotation, molecular function: RNA binding. NCBI's taxonomy places the organism in Eukaryota, Metazoa, Arthropoda, Thecostraca, Balanomorpha, Balanidae. The transcript has 15 exons. The record is from RefSeq and is a predicted model, not a curated record.